Molecule: messenger RNA, 2066 nt
Organism: Geodia barretti
Lineage: Eukaryota; Metazoa; Porifera; Demospongiae; Tetractinellida; Geodiidae
Source: the annotation of a GenBank genome assembly
UAACCAACCUAAGGGAAGCGGUCAAUAAUGUUUAGAAGAAGAAUAGAAGGGUAUAUAGUAUAGUAGCAGAGUGAUAAACACAGCACAACCACACUACUGUGGUUACCCAAGGGAAUUAUAAACUACAGUUGGAAUAGCCUGUUGACAUUGCAAUGCCCACACCAGCAAAAUUCAUUGUAUUUCCAUGGUAAGGGCAUAGGUUGUAGAGGUGAAACCCCACCUCUACUAUGUCCCACAUGCUUCCUUAAUAAAACCGAAACAAGUGGUUGCUUCCUAUAGUAGAAGUCUAGUGUGUCAACAGGAGGCAGUCUUUUACUGGAUCAGUCUCAAAGUGAAGAUGAAGAGUGUGUCUGGUUUGUUGCUACUCAGUUUGAGUCUUUGUGCUGUUGCUGUGGGUCCACCAGUCCAGGUAGUACCUCAAGAAAUAGAGUCAGUCAAUGGAUCUAAUGUGACAAUGGGAUGUACUAGUCCACUAGUAGACAGUGGUGGUGUAUUGGUUUGUGAGUCACUAAGCUAUCUGGUUGAUGGUGUCUCUCCUGAUAUUGACACAAGUACAUCUGGCUGGGCAUCUCAGCUAGUGACAGUGAGGAGGAAUGAGGGAACUCCUGAUCUCCCUUUCUCUCAUGUUCUGCUGACAUUUGGCUUUGACACAGCUGUGUCUCUGACUGGAAUUGAGAUGGACUUGUUCAACUGUCCCGACUGGAACGUUGGUACUUCAUCUAUAUUUACAGUGUAUCACAAUCCAGAUUACAACUUAGCAGCUACCACCAACAUAUUACUUAACCUUCCAUUUGUAGUGGCUUAUUAUAAUUCCUCCCAGUCAUCUUGUGACUCUCUUUCAACUGCUACCAUUUCUGAAAGCUCAUUCCUAAUUGGAUCCUAUCGCACAGUCUAUAUUCUGAUGGACCUAUCACUGACCUCAUCCAUACAGUGGGUUCAUGUGGGAGAGGUCAGGUUCCUGGAUAGAUCUGGAAUGCCUCUGAAAUUCUCAACUUUGCUAUCCUCAUCAUCAACAUCACGUGUGGAGAACAUUAUUGUGACAAAGACUAGCUAUGAGAAGCUGUCAACAAUGGCAACAUCUAGUGCAGCUAAUAUUGUGCCUACGUCAGUUCCUGGAGACAGAGAGAAUGACAGUACAUGUAGUGAGGAGUCCAGUGGCUCAGCUGUGAUUGCUGUGUCAGCAGUAUCUCUCCUGCUGAUCCUCACUCUCACCACAGUCAUCCUUACUCAAUGUCUCCUCAUUAUCAGAAUGAGGAGGUCUAGGAACAAGACUGAGACCUAUGCAGAGGCCACUAACCCUACCACCAAGACAACUGAUGUUCCUGUUUCUCCCAAUGAGGCAUAUGCUCUGACCAAGAUAACCAGCCCAAGGGAAGAGGUUACUUAUGAGGUGGUGCAGUGACAGCAGAGUAAAGGUUUUAAACACAAGCAUGAGAGUAUAGCUUACUCAGUGGCUAAGUUUGUGUUUCGUUACAGAAUAAUGUAGUUUACUUUCAUAGAUACUGCUGGUCAAUGCACUUUCACUAGUACAAUGAAAAGCAAUAAAGUGCAAACCCUCGGCGAACUGUGCAUGCGCGGUAUUGCUAAUUGAUGGGUUGGGCUAUUAUAGUGUUGUUUAAGGACCCAUUCAAGUCCAGCGGAAUCAUGAGGAUUAAUUGGACACUGACAAAGAAUAGAAUGAGUAUGCGUUUACUCGUGGUCUCUCGCUAGCUAGUAGCUCACGGAGAGUCUGACACGGGCUAGCUACAGUAGUAGAUAGCAUGCGGGAAUCGAUUGAUACACGUUGUUUGUUGCGACUUCUUGUGCCUUCAACAUCCAAGUACAAGCGGAACCGGUCGAGGUAGGCCUCUGCUAAUUAGCAUAUUGGCUUGUUCACUUGGUUUUCACGUCAUAACUUCAGAACGCGGCACUUUUACGAAAAUCGCCAUUUUAAAAACGAAGCCAGUGUAGCGCUGAACCCGUUGGUGUCGCUAUUUUACCUGUUUGUUGCGCGUGGUGGCAGAAAAUGUGGUAACAGACGGACAGACCAAGUACUGUAACCCUCGCUGCGCAUGCGCACCGAGGGU